Messenger RNA from Micromonas commoda, 447 nucleotides. RefSeq lists its product with no specific name. NCBI's taxonomy places the organism in Eukaryota, Viridiplantae, Chlorophyta, Mamiellophyceae, Mamiellales, Mamiellaceae. The record is from RefSeq and is a predicted model, not a curated record. The annotation marks the transcript as partial. Gene Ontology annotation, molecular function: S-adenosylmethionine-dependent methyltransferase activity. The transcript has a single exon.
UUCCACGACCCGCGGGGCACCCUCGUCGAGAUCGGCAUGGGCACCGGACCGAACAUGAGGUACUACGAGGGACUCAACGUCGUGGGCGUCGAGCCCAACGAGGAAUCUCACUCCUACGCGUACGAGAACGCGAACAGGAACGGGGUCAAGUCAAUCGAGUGCGUCAGGGGGUUCGGCGAGUCGCUUCCCCUGGGAGACGCCUCGGUGGACACGGUGGUGAGCACGCUGGUGAUGUGCACGGUGGACGACGUGGAGCGCACGCUCGCGGAGGUCAGGAGGGUACUCAGGCCGGGCGGCGCGUACCUGUUCCUCGACCACGUGGCGGCGCCCCCGGGCACGCCGCUGCGGACGAUGCAGGAGAUGCUCAACCCGCUGAACAGGGCGGCGUACGAGGGGUGCAGGCUGACGCGCGACCCGGAGGCGGCGGUGAGAGCCGCGUUCGGCGAC